GAGAUUUCAGCCACUCCGCAUUUGAAGCGCACUUGCCACUGAAUCCCGCGACGCUCGACACUACAAAGUCCGCAUUCAUCUUCGAGGGUAUACAUAAAAAUGGCUUCCACGCGCCCGAUUGUAUUCAUGGACAUCAACAUUGGAGAGACCCCUGCGGGUCGCCUGAAGAUGGAACUGUUCAGCGAUAUUGUGCCUAAAACUGCUGAAAACUUCAGGCAGCUUUGUACAGGAGAGUACCGUGUGAACUCCCGACCACAAGGCUACAAGGGGGCAACUUUCCACAGAGUUGUACCGAACUUCAUGUGCCAAGGUGGAGACUUCAUGAAGGGUGACGGUACCGGCUCGUUUUCGAUCUACGGAGACAAGUUCCCAGAUGAGAACUUCCAAGAGAAGCAUACCGUACCUGGCUUGCUGUCUAUGGCGAACUCAGGCCCAAACACCAACGGUUGUCAGUUCUUCAUCACAACCGCCAAGUGCGACUUCCUGGACGGAAAGCACGUCGUAUUCGGCAAGGUCAUCGACGGCAUGCUGACGCUGCGGAAAAUCGAGAACGUCCCGACAGGACCAAACAACAGGCCGAAGCUAGCGGUGAAAAUAAUCGAGUGUGGAGAGAUGUGAACCCCUUGCUGAUUCGUACUCUGAGAUCACAAUGACGUCGUCCAAAAGACGUAAAGUCACGGAAACCCAGUAUUGCCCCCGGGGCUGAUGCAUGUACAGUCUUGUAGUAGUAAGUAAUUGACCUGUCUACUCUCUUGGCUCACAAGCCGUUCGCAUGAA
Rhodofomes roseus is the source of this 777-nucleotide messenger RNA. Its product is annotated as cyclophilin-like domain-containing protein. Gene Ontology annotation, biological process: protein peptidyl-prolyl isomerization; protein folding. Gene Ontology annotation, molecular function: peptidyl-prolyl cis-trans isomerase activity. Lineage: Eukaryota; Fungi; Basidiomycota; Agaricomycetes; Polyporales; Fomitopsidaceae. Bases 100 to 618 code for a protein of 172 amino acids. The record is from RefSeq and is a predicted model, not a curated record. Gene Ontology annotation, cellular component: intracellular membrane-bounded organelle. The transcript has 10 exons.